Messenger RNA from Besnoitia besnoiti, 2850 nucleotides. Its product is annotated as CBS domain-containing protein. Bases 1 to 2850 code for a protein of 949 amino acids. NCBI's taxonomy places the organism in Eukaryota, Apicomplexa, Conoidasida, Eucoccidiorida, Sarcocystidae. The transcript is spliced from 10 exons. The record is from RefSeq and is a predicted model, not a curated record.
AUGUUCAGUAGCGGGGGCCAGCUGGAAGAAUGCCCAAACGGAACAGGCGCUGAUCCCCCGCGAGACGGCGGCGAGCGGGGGGCAGCUCGCAUCCCAAUCAUUCCGGGGCUGCUCUUUCAGCACCUCGUCCAGUUUUACUCACAAAAUGAAGUCGUCGACGUCACUCCUGGGCUCACGACGCUCCUCGUCCUAGACAACCGACUCUUCGUCUCUACUGCUCUCCAGGUACGGCGGAGCUCGCGACAAAACGGGGGGAAUCCAGCCCUCCACCUCUUUCUUCUGGCUGGCUCUGAAGGAGUUCUUCUACAAGCCCUUGACGUGCCCGUCUCUGCCUCCACUCUCUCAUCCCACGUCUCACUCUUCGCCGGCACACUCGGUUGCGGGCGACGCCUCUCCAGCCGCUCUACGCUCUCCUCCGUCUGCGCCCGACAGACAGUCGCCUUGCAGUUUCGCGACCGGCGCGCCCCUCGCGUCUGCGGCGGCCGAGAGUCAGAAGAGGGACUCGGGGGGGGGCAUCCUGCGAUCUCUCCGGCGACGCUCGGCGCGGCGGCGUUCGCGGGCUCGAGCGGGCUUCCGUCCUCUCUCGCCUCUCAGCCGCCUCGGGAAGCACGCGCCUCGCCGCAGGGCGAUGACGCGGGGCCUGCGGACCCGUGCGAGGGGCGCGCCGCGGCCUCUGGGGGGGCGGCGGCGCCCAGAGGCUUCUCAGGCUCAGUCCCUGAGGGUGCAGGCAGCCUGCAGACGCCGCCGGCGCGGGUGAUGUCCUCGCGGUCGCUUCCCGAGAACGGCCAGCGCGGACCCUCCUGUCCCUCCUCGAUGUCCUGCCUGCGGAUGCGGAGGGUCUUGGCGCAGGGCGUCGGCGCUCAAGGCGUCUGGCUGUACGACGAGAGCGCGAAACUCGUCGCGGGCUUCAUGGACGAAAAGGAGCUCGUCGCGUUCUUCAUCUGCUGGGCGCACUGGCUGCGGGAACGCAUGCCGCAGGAGGAGCUGCCCGCGGAGACAGAAAAGACGCCAGGGCGAAGCGCGACGCCUCGUCGAGGCGGUGCUUUGUCUUCAAGCACGUCUGGAAAAGAAGGCAACUCGAGUGAAGAGACACAGGCAGGGGAGGCAGACCGCGGCCGCGAGGGGGAGAGAGACGGCUGUGGACCUGCACGCAGCGGGCGUGCGGCCGAGGCCGCGAACGGCUGUUCAGGCGCCGGCGCGUCUUCAGCCGGUGGAUGUGCCUCCCAGCGUGCUUCGCAGGAGGGACGGGAAAGGGAAACGGAGAGAACAGAGGCGAAGAAGCCUCAGGUCUCGCAACCGGCUGGCGAGGGGGCAGAAAAGGAGGGCGCCUCGUCUCCCUCCUCUUCGCCGCCUUCCACGCUCCGACCGACAGAGACGAUGCAGCAGCUCCUUCGGCGAACGCCGCCGCCGUGGACGUGGACGCUGCAGCAGUGGCGCGCUUUCUACAAGACGCCGUCGCCGGUGCUUUACAUCCACCCCGACAGGCCCCCUAUCGACGCCCUCCUGCUGCAGCUGCAGAACAGGACAGCGACGGUCGCUCUCUGGAACGCGGAGCGCCAAACGCCGAUGGUCGUUCUCACCUUGUGCGCGCUUCUCGCGCACGCGGUGCAGCACCUGCGAGGCGACUUGCCGGAAUUCGAGCUUUCCGUCCAGCAGCUGCAGGUGGGGACAUAUCGCGACAUCGUGACGGUGGACGUCGAGGAUUCCGUCCUGGAUGCCGUGGAAACUAUAAAUGAAUGCGACAUCUCUGCGGUCCCCGUCGUCGACUCUCGAGGCGCCUACGUCGGCUGCUUCACCCGCCAAAACUUCCUUCUUCUCGCCCUUCAAGCCAUCCACAACGGCACGCCCCUGGACGUCGACCAGCCCGUCGGCGACGCGCUGAAGCAGCUGCGGUACCAGGAGAACCGACGGGCGCAGCAGCUGCAGGCGAACGCCGCCGCCGCGCAGGGGGGGAAGGCGCGUCCGCUUGAGUCGGCGCGGCCCUCGAACUCACUCCCUUCUCACCAGCUCCCUUCUUCGCAGUAUCCGUCGGUCUACUCCUCGUCCAUUCGCGACGGGCGCGCAGGCUUCUCUGGCGAGCGGCGCGGGUCAACCUACGCGUCGGCUCACUCACAGUCCUUCGGAGGAGCCUCGCAGCCCCAUCAGCAUGUCGCGGCUGACGGGUCGGUCUUCGGCUCUGUCGUUCGGCAAUCGGUCGGCGGCGGCAGCGCGCCACUCAGCCGCAGCGCCAGCAGGGAAAGCAGGUGCUCGAGCCGGAAUGACCUCCCGGCGCCGGCUGUCUCCAUCCGUGAGGCGAUCUUGCGCGUCCUGUUCUCGCCUUAUCGAAGAAUCAUCUUCCUCGAUAGCGCAGACCGCGUCUCCGGAGUCGUCACGGCGACCGACCUCGCUGGAUUUUUAGUGGGCUCAGGGCAACCCGUGUUCACUUUCGCCGGCGCCGAAGACUGCUCUGCGUCCUUCCAACCCCACCCACCUCGCACAUCUUCGCACGAGUUGAACACGCGCUGCGCGUCCGAAGGGGACAAUCCCGGAUCGUCUUCUAAGUUUUCAGGGGGAAUGGACACGUCCCGCGGCUCUGCUGCGAUGGCGCAAGAGAAGACCGGCGUCAGGAGCCCAGUGACCUCCGACCCCACGCGGUCAACGGCGACGCCGGAGACCGUUGGGGCGGAGGCCUCGGAGCCCACAGACAGACCGACGAGCUCAGACAGGUUAGGAAGCACUACGGCGCCUGCGGCAGUCGUGGAGCUAGGCUCGCCUCAAUGCAGCGCUGUGGGCGGUGCGGCAGGCAAGGGAGGAGCGGACACGCAAGAGGAGGCGGAGAAGAGGGAAUGCAGCCGCCCAGACGCCGCGUAG